Paraphaeosphaeria sporulosa is the source of this 2251-nucleotide messenger RNA. RefSeq names its product anion exchange family protein. Gene Ontology annotation, molecular function: solute:inorganic anion antiporter activity. NCBI's taxonomy places the organism in Eukaryota, Fungi, Ascomycota, Dothideomycetes, Pleosporales, Didymosphaeriaceae. The coding region runs from base 332 to 2251 and encodes 639 amino acids. Gene Ontology annotation, biological process: monoatomic ion homeostasis; transmembrane transport; monoatomic anion transport. The transcript is spliced from 5 exons. Gene Ontology annotation, cellular component: plasma membrane. The record is from RefSeq and is a predicted model, not a curated record.
GUAACGUCUGUCGCAAACGUACCGAUGUUGAGGAUGAGAAUGCCAUGGGCAUUGCAACCUGCUAAACCGCGUACGAUAGCUUCGGCUAGCGCCCAUUUGUUGAUCGACCAACGCCGUUUCAUGACCCUGUUGUACUUAAGCAGCGGAUUGAUAUGCUCCUGUAGGGCAAGUUACAUUGUAUGGCAUUAAAAGUGCUCUGGCGUUAUCAUCUGAGGCCAAUUUUUCGUUUUCGACGCUGUCGCUCUGGACAAAGCCAAGUUACUUUGCGCCCAGGUACCAUCGAUUGCAAAUUGCCUUUGACUUACACCGUCUCUACUCAAGUCCGUCGAUCAUGGACAAACCAGUGGACCUGGGUGAAGAAGGGGUCGGCCUGAAGAGAGAAUCCACGUCCUCGUACACUUUUCAGAACCAAAGAGGGUGGCGCAAAUGGCGCAUCCUACGUCCAGGCCGCGGCAUGUAUUACGACAUCAGAAGGCGAUUACCAUACUAUUGGAGCGACAUCACGGAUGCGUGGACAUAUCGAACUUUUGCCAGCACUGUUCGCAUGUACUUUGUUAAUUUGCUUCCUGCCAUUGCUUUUACACUCGACAUGUACCGGAGAACUGGCGAGUUCUUCGGCAUCAAUGAGGCCUUAUUCUCAUCAGCUCUUGCUGCAAUGAUCUUUAGUAUCUUUGCCUGCCAGCCGUUGACCAUCGUUGGCGUCACCGGACUGAUUGCGCUCUUCAACUACACUAUAUAUGACAUCGUUAGUCAUUACGAUAUCACGCUAUACCCACAAGUCAUGGCAUGGACGGGCAUCUGGGCGGCAAUAUUCCAUUGGAUCGUAUCUUUUGGCAAUUUCUGCGAUUAUAUGGGUUACAUAACAGACUUUUCGAGCGAAUCGUUCGGCAUGUAUGUGGGCAUUAUUUACAUGGUCAAGGGCGUCGAGGAGCUUGUCAACGAAUUUGAAGUUGCAGGCAAUGAUGCCGGUUACCUCUCCUGUGUGAUUGGAAUCUUAUACUUCGGAUCAGUCUACGGGUUGGAGAAGCUGGGCGGCAGUACGCUCUGGAAACCUUGGUUUCGAGGGCUGCUUGCUGACUACGCCUACGUUUUCCCAACUCUAUUCUGGGUGGGGUUCGCUCACAUACCGGGUCAUCUAAAAGGCACACAUCAAACCUUUGUGCCUGUUUCGAAAGCUUUCCAGCCAACCCAGCCCAGAAAUUGGGUCAUUGACUUCUGGAACCUCGACGUCAGUUGGGUCUUCGUCUCAUUGCCGUUCGGCUUUCUCACCAUGCUACUCUUCUACUACGAUCAUAAUGUCAGCAGUUUGACCGCCCAGGCUCGUCAGUUCCCGCUCAAGAAGCCAGCCGGGUUUCAUUGGGACUUCUUCCUCCUCGGUUGCACCACUUUCGUCGCUGGUGUCAUUGGACUACCCAUGCCAAACGGACUUGUUCCUCAAGCACCUGUCCAUACCGACUCGCUGACAAACUAUGAGACGCGUUUGGAUAUCAUCAAGACCAAGGACCAUGAUAUCCCCGAAAUCAGAAGACCUUUGGUGGAAGCUACGUCAGUUGUGGAACAACGCGUUUCGCACUUUCUCAUGGGUCUUGCGCUCUGGGGAACGAUGUCGGGCCCGUUGCUGAUCGUACUACAUACCAUGCCAGCUGCGGUGUUCGCUGGCGUGUUCUUUGUUGUUGGUUGGGGCUCCAUCGAGUCCAACGGCAUUCUCCAGAAGCUCAUCUACCUGAGCUCGGAGCAGCGCUUCCUCGCCCCCGAGAACCCACUCAACGAUAUAUCGCGCAAGAAAAUCGGCCUGUACAUCGCCCUACAGGUCUUCGGCGUUGCCGCUACGGUCGCAAUCUCGCAGACCAUAGCAGCCAUCGGCUUUCCCGUCCUCAUCAUCGCUCUCAUUCCUCUCCGCACGUUCCUGAUGCCUCGCUGGUUCACCAAACACGAACUGUCCGUUCUUGAUGCCCUGACCGCAAACAACAAAUCCGUUUUAGCGAGUCUGGGCGGACAACCGACAAAGAUGAAAGAACAUGUAGACAAUAGUUCUGAUGGGGCGUUCGAAUACGAGGAAAAUGUCCUCAGGGAAGCUGAGGGUAUGGAACGCACAGCGUCAGGGAAUGAGAGCGAUCUGCAUCGCCAGCGGAGUCGCAGUGCAGUCAGGCAGCGCAUGGGCAGUAUCACGCGGCAAACAGCCCACAAACUUAGGUCGCAUUCGGCAGAGAGGAAGAAAGAAAGGGAGCAAAGUCACACGCAGCGAGAAUAG